GAAAUGUACCGGGCAGGUUUUCGUUGGCCCGCUCACCAUGCCGGUGCCAAUUUAAUAAUGAAUCGGUAGGAACCAAGUCAGUCUCUUUGUUCAUUCCACCGGAUUAACAAGUGAGUCCUCACAGGUACGGCUGCAGCGGUGCAAUUUGAGUGAUCGAUAGUUGCUUAGUGACGAGGGCAGCGCUCGAACCAUGGAGGAUGAAAAUGCAUCUGCCAAUGUCAUCGUGAAGGACACCCGUGGGGCUGAGCCACUGGCCAUCGUGGAUGACUUCCAGAGGCGCAAAGUUCAACUCUACAAGCACUGGGUUCGUCCAAGAUUUCUGCAGUACAACUACAUGUACAACUAUCGCCACAACUACUACGAUGACCUCAUCGAUUAUCUCGAUCGGCGUGCCCGUGGAAUGCCCGGAGAAAUCCCUCGUCCUCAGUACUGGGCCGAACGGGUGCUACGGACUGAGAGAAAGACUCCGAAGAGCAUUGACGAGAUGUACAACUACACCAACAUUGGCUUGAAGCGAGAUGAGCGAAAACUGAACUACACUCUAAGUAAUCAGAUCAAGUCGUACAAUUUCCACUCCAAACGCUACCUUAACAGCAAAUACGCUCGGAUUUUGUAAACGCUAUACUAACCUAAGGAACUCUUGUACAACCGGGGAUAAACCUUUGCUUUGAAAAACUGACAUUGAUUAAAAACAAACCGCGAAGGCAGAUCGGAGUUGGCACACGGUGGCUAAACGGGACCCGCAAGCCGUUCCUCUGUCAGGAUUGCUCCUUACGCAGCAACCAGCGCCCCCGAAACUGCCUGCAGACGAUAAAAAAAAUAGCAAAAUGGAACUGCCCAUCGCUUUGGGCAGCUUCAGAAUACCGCUUUGAUAAAAAAAAAUAUUACUAAACCCUUCUUUGUGCUAUCCUGAAUGAAGCAGUUUUUACUACAAGAACUUUCAACCACUAACUCCAAGAAUUUUACUACAACAACAACAAAACAAACUAACAAAGAGACUACAAUAUUUAAUAUUUAACGAAAACAUGCAAUCGACUUUUUUGAAAAAAUCGCUUACUCGAACAAUCAGACAGAAGACAACCAGUUACUGAUUGUUUGAGUAAAGUGGUUUUACCUAUUCUUGCUAUAACUUACAAGUAGGCCUCGCCUAAAACAGAUAUACUAAAUACAUAUAUUUAAGCAAAGCUUGCUUAACUAAUUUUUUUUAUUAGAAAAUGCACACAUUAAUGCUUAUCAAUCUUAUAAAUCUAUCCACAAUAUUUCAACUAUUAUACUUAAUCAAAUAACUUGUUAGCUUAGUGGCUUUUGUUUAGUGUGUUGAUUUUUUUUUCGCAAUCUAAAAUUCGAUCCGUCAGGCGUUUUUAUUGUAAGAAACCAUAUUUUAAUCUUAUAGGAAGGAGUCCAACCGUGAAUUCCUAUAGUAUCUAUCGAAUCUGGUGAAAUGUUCAAAAGUGGACACAGUUUGCUGCAAAACAAAACAAAACAAAGCAAAAAAAAAUGCGUCAAUCAAUUCUCACCAACAUCCGACAGCACAUUGUGGUCAUCCACUGGCGUUUGCAACCCAUCAUCCGCACCGUAAACGUUUGAAAAAAAAACACAACGAACAACAUCUAAGAACUACACCAGCUUAAAUUGUCAUUGUUACUUACGAACGAUCAGACCAUGCCAACAGUUUCAAUACAACGUGAAUCUAGACUACAUCCACCAGCAACUUGGAUAGGAAGUCCAAAGCCCAAAGAUCGCGGGCAAUGAUUAAUUUAUUACUUUACUUUAUUCAUUUAUUUAUAUAUUUAGUUAUCACAUUCAACAACUAUCUCUUAGUUUAUAUUACAUGCAACAUUACUUAACGAUUUUUCAUUCUAUUGUUGAAAUAUUUUAUUUAUCAUGAACAUUACUUUUUUUUAUUGAAGCACAACAACUCUUAAAAUGUACUCAAUGCGCAAGAUUCUUAAGAAAACCAGAAAUACAGAAACCGAUGAAGAAAGAUCUAA
Malaya genurostris is the source of this 1991-nucleotide messenger RNA. Its product is annotated as flightin. The record is from RefSeq and is a predicted model, not a curated record. The transcript is spliced from 4 exons. The coding region runs from base 191 to 616 and encodes 141 amino acids. Lineage: Eukaryota; Metazoa; Arthropoda; Insecta; Diptera; Culicidae.